AUGCCACCUCUUAUCAAAGUCGGUGUCGCGGGCCUUGGGGCUAUUGGGUUCGGGAUGGCCGAGAGUCUAAUCAGAUCCGGUUUCAAUGUCACAGGCUACGAUAUCAACCCUGAGUUUAUGAGAAAGCUGGAAGAGGCAGGUGGUCAUGGAGUCUCCAGUGCCUCAAAGCUCGCUGCGGCUUCUGAAUGCUGUAUAUGCGUUGUGGCCACUUCUGAUCAGGCAAGAGCCCUUUUCUUAGAGCCCGCAAAGGGAGCAUUGUGGCACCUCCCACCAUCAAGUACCAUUAUCCUAGGGAUAACCGCUCGACCAGACUUCGUCGGCGCUUUUCAGCAAGAAAUUCGCGAUGCGGGCCGCACAGACAUUUCCCUUAUUGAUUGCCCUGUAUCAGGAGGUGAAGCUCGUGCUAGGGCAGGCACUCUGUCGCUGCUCUGCAGUGGAGAUAUAGGAGGCAUUCGGAGAAUAAAUCUCAUUCUGCAUGCCAUUGGUUCACAGAUCCACGAGAUUCCAGGCAGCUUGGGUGCAGCUUCACGCAUCAAACUUGCACAUCAGAUUCUGGUUGGCGUAAACAUUGCUGCGGCUGUUGAGGUGUCACCAUUGGCACGUGCGUCUGGACUCGAGCUCGGAGAGGUUCACGAGCAGGUGAUGGGUAGCGAUGCAGCCAGCUGGCUGUUUGGGCAGCGAGUUUGCCAUAUGCUGGAUCCGAAGUCGAUACCGGCAUCCUCUCUGUCGAUCAUCGUGAAAGACUUGUCAAUGAUAUCAGCAUACGGGCGAUCCUAUGCCGUUUCCUUGCCCAUGUCUCUCAUCGCAGAGCAGUUAUUCAAGUUUGCAGCAUCCGCACAAUGGGACUUGGGUGAUGAUACCAGCCUAGUGAAUUUAUAUUUGCCGCAGGGGCCGCACCAAGGAGAAAAGGAGCCAGUCUCCAUACAGGACGUUCAAACACUGCUCUUCGGCAUCCAUACUGCUGGUUCACUCGAAGCAAUGUCCUUUGCAAGAGAGCUGGAGGCUCAUUGGCCCUCAUUUGUUUCCGUGGUCAAGAACGCCGCGGGCGCGAACAAGGCGUUUGAGAUGCUGCUAAAAGACAUGGGAAUGGAGUAUGCACCAGAAAGGAUUUCCCAGGAAGGCUUCACAGCUCUGAGUACCAAGAUGGCAUCGAUCGUGGACAAGAUUUCAGUGUGUGGACCACCAUUGCCUCUGACUUCGAUCGCAAUCCAAGCUCUGUCUUCUGUACGUUGGGGUGGACAGGUUUGAUCUUAGCCGGUUCUCAAUAAGGAGAUUGCCGUACAA
Exophiala oligosperma is the source of this 1284-nucleotide messenger RNA. RefSeq lists its product as uncharacterized. The transcript is spliced from 3 exons. Gene Ontology annotation, molecular function: NAD binding; NADP binding; oxidoreductase activity. The record is from RefSeq and is a predicted model, not a curated record. NCBI's taxonomy places the organism in Eukaryota, Fungi, Ascomycota, Eurotiomycetes, Chaetothyriales, Herpotrichiellaceae. The coding region runs from base 1 to 1248 and encodes 415 amino acids.